This is a messenger RNA of Oreochromis aureus, 1775 nucleotides long. RefSeq lists its product as uncharacterized. NCBI's taxonomy places the organism in Eukaryota, Metazoa, Chordata, Actinopteri, Cichliformes, Cichlidae. The transcript has 7 exons. The annotation marks the transcript as partial. The record is from RefSeq and is a predicted model, not a curated record.
AUUGUCUUCUUGGUUUUCCUUCAAGGAUACCCAUUACCCAAUGUGGCACUCAAAGGAGAAGCUACCCAGUCAUCUACACUCUCUUUUGCCACGGCAUCCAAAGCCAUCGAUGGCAGACGGAUCUCGUUCUACAGCAAUGGGUUCUGUAGCCACACGGCUGAAGAUGAGACCAACCCCUGGUGGAGGGUGGACCUGCAGCGAAGCUUUACAGUCACUGCUGUAAAAGUCACCAACAGAGGAGACUGCUGUGCUGAAAGACUGGAUGGAGCUGAGAUCAGAAUAGGAAACUCACUGGAGAACAAUGGAAACAAUAAUCCCAGGUGUGCUUCCAUCUCACAUAUCAAUGCGGGUAAAACCUACACAUACCAGUGUGAUGGAGGCAGCAUGGAGGGUCGCUUUGUGAACGUGUUUCUUCCUGGACAGAAGAAGACUCUCACCCUGUGUGAAGUGGAGGUGUAUGCUGCCCCAGCAGUGGAGCCGCUUCAAAACGUUGCCUUAAACAGAGAAACAGUACAGUCAUCCGUUAGUGCAGCAUAUGGGCCUUCAAAAGGUGUCGAUGGAUGCAGAAAUGGAAACUUGGUGGCAGAAUGCUGUACACGUACUUUAGAAGACCUGGGUCCCUGGUGGAGAGUAGACUUGCUGGCUGUCUAUAAAGUCAGUGCUGUCACCAUCAUCAACAGACAAGAUGGUUAUACAGAAAGGAUUCUUGGGGCACAGAUCUUGAUUGGGAACUCGCUGGAACAAAAUGGUACACAAAACCCCAGUUGUGGCAUGAUCAAAUCAUUAGCGGGUACACCAAUAUACACAUUCCAGUGUAAUGAAAUGGAAGGUCGCUACAUUAAUGUGAUCAUACCAGGAAUUAAGAGAUAUAUGACCCUGUGUGAAGUGGAGGUGUUUGCUUCUCUAUGUGUGCCAGACGUUGUCAUUCCUCCACCUCCUCCCACACCUCCUCCACCCGUGAGUUUGCAGCUUGGUGGCAGGAACGUGACGGUGGUGGGAGAGAGGCUCUGCUGGUCUGAUGCUCUGAUGUACUGUAGACGUUAUUACUGGGACCUGCUCAGCCUUCACAGCCAACAGGAGCAAAGCGAGUUGGAGCAGCUGCUGGGCCUCAUUCCUUUUUCCCUCACAGACCACGUCUGGCUGGGACUGCGCAGAUCCCUCAGAGGAGACGAGUGGUUCUGGAUGUCUGGAUAUUCCAUGAAUUUCUUAAAUUGGCCACAAGAUUUUGUUCCUGACAGCUACUCCAGCACCUGUGGAGGCGUGGCCAGCACAGAGAACUUCCUCUGGCAGGACCAGCCCUGUGAGGAGAACCUCAACUUCAUCUGCCAAUCAGGUGCUGAUGAUGCUGUGCAGAGAGUUUAUUUCUCCAGCACCAAGGAUCCAACAAGUCCAUAGUAAAGGAGAUGACACAGUAUAAACUGUGAUGCAUGGUUUUUGUUAGAAAUAGUUAUGACUUAAAACCUUUUUGUACUCCUUUAAAUUCUGGCAAAAAUUCAGUAAAUGCAUAAAACACUGUUUACAAACACUAUACAAACACUGCUGUAUGGUUUGUAGUAUUGCUUAUGGGAAUUAUUAUAUUUAUAUUUAUAAAAAGCACGUGAGCUUAUUCCUUUGCAUUAUAUAUAGCAAUAAAUGCCUGCAAUAACUAGGUCUUAAGUUAUAGUAUAGUACACUAUAGUAUCUGUAGUAUAGACCAAAGUGAUGAACUUACUCUUAUUUUCUCUUCUAUAAUCACCUGGGUUGGAAAAAAGUUUAAUGAGCUGUUGUGUUGUGUG